CCCCCGCGCGGUUAAUCAGCGGCGGGGCUGGCUCUUGCUCACUAGCUUGCUGUGCUGGGCCAACAGUAGCUCGCGAGGCAGUAGUGCAGCGGGAUGAGUGCAGACGCGGAUCCCGUGGUCAUCGUCUCGGCGGCGCGGACCGUCAUAGGUUCCUUCAAUGGUGCCUUAUCCACCGUUCCUGUCUGUGACCUGGGCUCAACUGUCAUCAGAGAGGUCCUGAAAAGGGCUGCUCUGGCUCCUGAAGAGGUAUCAGAGGUCAUAUUUGGACACGUUUUGGCAGCAGGCUGCGGGCAGAAUCCUGUUCGACAAGCCAGUGUGGGCGCAGGGAUCCCCUACUCUGUUCCGGCGUGGAGCUGCCAGAUGAUCUGUGGGUCAGGCCUAAAAGCCGUAUGCCUCGCAGCCCAGGCCAUAAGGGUGGGAGACUCCAGCAUUGUGGUCGCAGGAGGCAUGGAAAAUAUGAGCAAGGCUCCUCAUUUGGUUCACUUGAGGACAGGAGUCAGGAUGGGGGAAAAACCACUAACUGACAGUAUACUCUGUGAUGGGCUUACAGAUGCAUUUCACAACUAUCAUAUGGGCAUUACAGCUGAAAAUGUAGCCAAAAAAUGGCAAGUGAGCAGAGAAGAUCAGGACAAGGUUGCAGUUCUGUCCCAGAACAGGACAGAGAGUGCACAGAGAGCCGGUCAUUUUGACAAAGAGAUUGUAUCAGUUUUUGUGUCUUCUAAAAAAGGUCUUACUGAAGUUAAAACAGAUGAGUUUCCUCGCCAUGGGAGCAACAUAGAAGCCGUGUCUAAACUACAGCCUUGCUUCCUUACAGAUGGAACAGGAACAGUCACCCCAGCUAAUGCUUCAGGAAUAAAUGAUGGUGCUGCAGCUGUGGUUGUUAUGAAGAAGUCAGAAGCUGAUAAUCGUGGACUUACACCCCUAGCACAGAUUGUUUCCUGGUCACAGGCAGGUGUGGACCCUUCCAUUAUGGGAAUAGGACCAAUUCCAGCAAUAAAGCAAGCUGUUGCAAAAGCAGGUUGGUCACUGGAGGAUGUCGAUGUAUUUGAAAUCAAUGAAGCCUUUGCAGCCCUCUCUGUUGCUAUAGCUAAAGAACUUGGAUUAAACCCAGAGAAGGUCAACACUGAAGGAGGAGCUAUAGCCCUGGGCCACCCCCUGGGAGCGUCUGGCUGUCGGAUUCUUGUUACCCUGUUACACACAAUGGAGCGCAAGGGUGGACGUCGUGGUGUUGCUGCCCUGUGCAUUGGGGGUGGGAUGGGAAUAGCAAUGUGUGUUCAGAGAGGAUGAAAUUGCUUAACAAUUAAUGAGGCUUAAACUAAACUUGAACCUCAUUUCUUUUUGAACUAAUAAAAUACUAAGUUAUGGGAAAUCAGAGGACCAAAGUGAGGAUGGAAACUGUCUCCCACUUCACAAGAAACGCGAGACUUGACAGCUUGUUGCAUUUUAAUGUGUAAUACUCAAGGUACAAGAAAAUUGCAUCUAAUGUUAUAAAUAAAAGAUUGGAUCAGUCAUCAAGGGCUCCAGAGUGAACAGCA
This is a messenger RNA of Hippopotamus amphibius kiboko, 1535 nucleotides long. RefSeq names its product acetyl-CoA acetyltransferase 2 (gene ACAT2). Gene Ontology annotation, biological process: fatty acid beta-oxidation. The transcript is spliced from 9 exons. Lineage: Eukaryota; Metazoa; Chordata; Mammalia; Artiodactyla; Hippopotamidae. Gene Ontology annotation, molecular function: acetyl-CoA C-acetyltransferase activity. Bases 94 to 1287 code for a protein of 397 amino acids. The record is from RefSeq and is a predicted model, not a curated record.